CGUGUCUGGGCACAGAUACAGGCAUGGACAGCGAAGCAGGGCAGCCCGUGGACGAAGUCCAAGGCUUGUCAGAGGACAUGGGCUGGCUGUUUGACAGCGGACGGGGCUGCGACUUCACCGUCGUCGUGCAAAGCCUCGACGGAAACGACAGCGACGACAGCGUCUGCGUCCACCGCUUGGUCCUCUCCCUCGACCCGCAGUCCGUGUUCUUCGACAUGACGCAGGAGAGCAAGAGCUUCACGAUGGACGUGCGCCAAAGCUGCCGGCCCUAUGUCAACGCUUUCCUCAGGUACAUCUACACACGGCAAAUCAACGUGACCAUCUCCUCGAUCCAGUGCAUUUACCAGAUGGCAUCCGACUACGGCUUCAAGUCUCUGCAGGCGGAGUGCGGGAGGCUCUUCUCUUGGCUGCUACCCGACGACAGCACCUUCGUGACGACGGUGUCGCUGUACAACUACGCUGUCGCCGCAGGAGACCCCGUGCUGCAGGAGACCUGCCUGCGGUACCUGGCGUGGAACUGCGCGGCGCUCGUCGGCUCCGAGGCCUGGCUCACGAUGAGCGAGGAGGCCGUGGAGGUCUUCCUGUCCUGCUCCGACUUGGUGGUGCCAGAUGAAUCCUUCCUUCUGCGCGCUUUGGAGAGCUGGCUGCGGUCCAGAGAUAACCGGACGGAGGCCGGGAUCGUACCCGGGCUGCUGGGCCUCAUACGCUUCCCCAUGAUCUCGGCUGAGCGCCUGUACGACAUCCCAUACUCCUCCGACCUCUACCACAGCUACGCGGAGGUGUACAAUGCAGAGAUGGUGCAGGGCUACCCCUUCCAAGCGCUGACCUUCGAUAAGCUCCGCAGGCACCUGCCAAGCAUGGACGUAGAACAUUCUCCGAGGAUCUACACCGAACAGCCGUGGAGCUUCACGGUGAGCGCGGCGGAAGUGAGCGCUUUCCUCCAGCAGCCUUACUACGGUUGGUCGAACGGUCUAAGCGGCUCCUUAUCCACACCCGUUCUUAACAGCGCAAUUUACCAGGACAAAACGACAACGUGGUACGCGAACGUCUUCCUGAACAAGCAGCAGUGUUUGAACCAGGGCUACACCUGCGAUUCGACACCGGCCGUCUCGCUGUACCAAACCGGCUACAACCAGUACCAGAACGACAUCCAGUACGAUAACUGCAUUGUCCUGCUGUGCAACGGCAGCUACGUGUUCCACGUGCAAAAAUUUAACAGCAACAGAAUGGUCCUUAUACCAUCCGGCAGUAACACGGGCCAAGAGUACCCGUGCGCCGGGGAACGGUACUCGUACCUGUUUGUGGUUCGGCCCCAGUACAUCCUGUAGCCGCCGGGGCCGAGUCGCGUAGGUCGCCCGCAGCGCGGAGCGAAAAGCUUCUUCCUUGCUUCCCUUCAUCGCUAUGCGCGAUCUUUCCAUUGCUAAUCGUCGACGGAUUGAAAAUAGAAACACCCGAAAACGAGAACUCUCCGUAAAUUUUAACACCGGGGGUUUAACGCGGAUUCAUGAAAAUCACAUAGUUCUUUUUAUUUUGUUACCGAAAUCAGGACGGUAGACGAUCGUGUAUAAUAACGAUCUGAUGGAGACCAGCAUUUUUGGCGCGAUGGUUUGGUCUGGAGGAAAUUCCUGCUGGGACAUUAUUGAAAAAUUUAAGAUCACCGCAAGUGUCACCGUGUGUUUUUUUUUUUUUUCUCAUUAAUAUAAUUUGUGGAAUUAGUUCAAAUGUGUCUUCAUCUUGAUUUCAGUCCAGCGAUCUCACAUCGUACCCCGAGUGGCUCGUGUGUAUCCGUGUGUCUGUCCUCCCUCAGUGAUGCUGUGGCAAUUCCCACUAU
Molecule: messenger RNA, 1831 nt
Organism: Scleropages formosus (Asian bonytongue)
Lineage: Eukaryota; Metazoa; Chordata; Actinopteri; Osteoglossiformes; Osteoglossidae
Product: galectin-3-binding protein A-like
Exons: 3
Coding region: 24-1328 (434 amino acids)
Molecular function (GO): protein binding
Source: RefSeq, a predicted model, not a curated record